AUGGUCCUUCCGACCGACAAGGAGGAGCCGAGCGCCGUCGACUCCGUCCUCGACCGGAUAUCGAUGUGGGGCAACCCGAAGCCGAAGUGGGAGCCGGACGGACCCUGCUUCCUCCUCGGACUGCCGCACGAGGUUCUUGAGCGUAUCCUCCUGCUCGCGGACAAUGGUAGCAUCUUGAACGCUAUUCAGACCUGCCGCACGUUGAAGGCUGUCUCCGAGUCGCCGGCGGUGCAGUACCGUCUGAUACUCGAGAGGUCUGGAUACAUCGACUGCCCGAACCAACCGCGGCCUGCCCCGCCAACGUUCAGCGGGGUGCCGUCAAACAAGGCUCGCACAUCACCGCACACCGGACGGCUGCGCCCUACUAUUCCGAGCGUGACGUUGGCGGACUGGCCAGCGACGCCCUCCGAGACAGUCGACCUCUCGAACCUGAGCGCCGUAGACAAGGCGAAGCUGCUCCGCGAGCGAGAGGACCGGUGGGACGCCCUCGACGCCGCUGAGGUCCGCACGUUCCAAGUCUCGGGGAAUAUGAACGUCUACGAGCUGCAGGAAGGUAUUCUGCUCGUGUGCGAGAUCGUGAGACUCAUUCCGCUACCGUCGGUGACGGACCCGGACCUAGAGGACCCGAUCAUACCGACGAAAGCGAACAAGGUCGACUUCCAGAUCGCCGACUUGACGAUGGACCCGACGCAGGACCUAAUUGUGGUCAGCGAGCUGGACCCGCGACCUGAGCGGCCAGGCCAGCCAGCUCCCGCCCACAAGUUGCAUCUCCUGACCCUCUCGACGUUCGAGCCUCACCCGCUUGCAGCGCGGACAGUGCUCGACUUCCCGCCCGUGGACGUGCCGGCAAUCAUGCCGAGACAGCUCCUGCAGGUCCUGGGCGACACGCUUGUGGUGCUCGUGUCCCGCGAAGGUGCAAACAUGCUGCAACAGGCGGACGACCUGCUCGCCGUCUUCGGCAUCGACAUGGAAGAGGAGCUUGUGGCGUGGAACUGGAAAACGGGCGAGGUGCUGGCACGCAUUCAUCUCGGCCGAAGCGCGAGCGAGUGCUCCUUCGUCAUGCUCACCCCGACGACAGUGGCGAUCGCGAUGCCUGCCGUCGUCGAAUCGCUCCGACCCGUCCGGACCGCCCCGCCCAUGAUCCAGAUCUACAGUUUCGCGCAGCGCAAUCCGGGCCAAAAGGUCGAGCAGCCGCUCACCUUCAACAGGCUGGACGACACGACACCGCGCGCCGUGCCCGUUGCGAAACUGCUGAUUCCGGCCCUCGCAGACGGCGCGGGACUGUACACGUUCCACAUGCGGCCUGACCCUGCCUUCCCGCCUCAGAAAGAUGCGCCGCUCGCAUCAAAGCCCUUCACGCAGGACCCGGGGAAGGGCGUGAUCGUCUGCGACCUCGUGAUUGCGAGCGCAACAGCGCCGCAUACCGAGUUCCACCCGCAGUUCUUCGACUUCUUCAUCCUGCGCGAGUACCUAAUCCAGCUGGCAGAGGAGGGCGAGGCGCGCCGCCGAGUCGGGUGGGCGAACGACCUGAGCGAGCGGGCCGCGCUCAGGACCAUCUUCUGGGAAGACUGGGGCGAGGCCAACUCGCGCAUGUUGCUGAAGUUUAUGGACCCGCCGCGACAACUAGUACGUAUCCUUCACCCCGAGCUUCACUCGCCGUCUUCGCUAGCUGACAUACAGGUCUGCUCUUGUUCCGGGUAUCGCUAUGUGUCAAUGUUGAACUCGACGGGCCCCUCAGAGUAUUUGAACGUUGUGAUCCAGGACUUCAACCCACACACAAUUGCGCGGGAGCGCGCCCGCCGCCGCGCCGAGGGCAAGGGCACGGGCUGGAUCCAGUCCGACGACGGCGAGUACCAGGUCGCGCUGUGGGAUCGGGACGAGCCCACCACCAUCGCGCCCGAGCCCGCGUGGCGCGACAAGGUCGUCACGACGCUGCCGUUCCGCGCUGUCCAGCGGCCGUUCAAGGCGACGGGCAAGAAGCCAAAGGGCGUCAUGAUGGAUGCGGAGCGGGUCAUGCUCAUUGCGAGCUAUGACGAGGAGGUCGGCACGAUCAGGCAGGAGAUCACCACGCUCUGCAUGUGA
Molecule: messenger RNA, 2082 nt
Organism: Trichosporon asahii var. asahii CBS 2479
Lineage: Eukaryota; Fungi; Basidiomycota; Tremellomycetes; Trichosporonales; Trichosporonaceae
Exons: 3
Coding region: 1-2082 (693 amino acids)
Molecular function (GO): protein binding
Source: RefSeq, a predicted model, not a curated record